Messenger RNA from Mytilus californianus (California mussel), 813 nucleotides. Its product is annotated as metalloproteinase inhibitor 3-like. Lineage: Eukaryota; Metazoa; Mollusca; Bivalvia; Mytilida; Mytilidae. The transcript is spliced from 6 exons. The coding region runs from base 171 to 737 and encodes 188 amino acids. Gene Ontology annotation, cellular component: extracellular matrix. The record is from RefSeq and is a predicted model, not a curated record. Gene Ontology annotation, biological process: negative regulation of endopeptidase activity; negative regulation of membrane protein ectodomain proteolysis. Gene Ontology annotation, molecular function: metalloendopeptidase inhibitor activity; protease binding.
UAUUGUACAAUGUUGUGGGCUGAUAGAUUACUAAUAUUUCCGUUCAUCGACGGAAGAGGUGUAUGUAAACUUUACUUAUAAUACUGCUGUAGUUGUGCAAUUAUCGUGUUUGCAAUAACUAGUAACCAACCAACUUCGCUUGCUUGAUCAAUUGCCUCAAUAUUUACAAAAUGAGAACCAGGAUGAUACAUUCAAGUUUUCUGUUGAUCUGUUUAUUCGCAAUGUCAGAGCAAUGUGCAUGUCCAGUCCAAAUUACACAGGCAAUUGUGUGUUUCGACCCAAUAGUCGUUGAGGCUAAAAUUGAAUCAGUCGCAGAAAAGAGUUAUUACACCAACUACCAAAUAUCCGUGACAAAAUUCUAUAAAGGAAAAAGGGAGUAUGAUACAUUGUCCAAUAAAACGACACUGAAGACACCAAAACAUUCUGCAGCAUGUGGACCCGUAGUUUUGAAAGUAGGAACAAGCUAUAUUCUCUCAGUCUCUGCAUAUGCUGGCAUAAUGCAACAUAACUUAUGUGAACUCCAAGUUGAAGCUUCCAGUGCAACGAACACAUUGUUAAAUGGCAUUGCUGGAAAAUAUCAAGAGAACUGUGAUUGUAAGAUUCCUUCUAUGUAUGAAGUUCCACAUAUGGGACCACGGACCAACAACCAAUGUGGACACUCAACUCAAGGAUGUGAUGGUGUGGAUUCCAUAUGUGCUAGAGAUCGUAAUGGUCAAUGCAAUUGGCAAAAUUGCUAAAGAAAAGUGACACAAAAGAUCUUUGUUUUUGUAAUACACUGUAUUAUUCUACUAUGAAAUAAACAAACAUCACAAU